Messenger RNA from Suillus bovinus, 1568 nucleotides. RefSeq lists its product as uncharacterized. The record is from RefSeq and is a predicted model, not a curated record. Bases 201 to 1307 code for a protein of 368 amino acids. Gene Ontology annotation, biological process: actin cytoskeleton organization. Gene Ontology annotation, cellular component: cytoplasm. The transcript is spliced from 7 exons. NCBI's taxonomy places the organism in Eukaryota, Fungi, Basidiomycota, Agaricomycetes, Boletales, Suillaceae.
GGCGAUGAAUGAAAGAUUUGGCCUGUAGCAAAAAAGCGAUAUAACUUUCAAUCUCCGAUGGAUGUUUCCCGUUACUCCUCCAGAGUACAUAGUCGCGCAUAAGCGACAGCGAACGACCAUAUUUCACUGAAGAUUCGAGCUUGCACCAAUCUGUGACUCGAGCUUCGUCAGGUACAAGUCAGUUGUAUUAUAUAGCUGCCAUGCACCCGUUUGGCGGUACACCGAUAUGUCCUAGAUGCAACAAGGCUGUUUAUGCUGCAGAACAGGUGAGCAGCCUCGUUUCAUGCUUCGCGAAUUCUUAUGAUAUUCGACAGGUGAUGGGACCUGGAAGGAAGCUCUAUCACAAGCCUUGCCUGGCCUGCACGACAUGUAAUAAGAGGUUAGACUCGUUAACGCUUCUUGAACACGAUCAAGAGCCAUAUUGCAAAACAUGUCACGUUCGAAACUUCGGCACUCGCGACCUGAGACAUGCCAAUCUCCCCCAUCGCAAUGACAUGGCCACACCUCCGCCACUUCCUGUAUCACCUGUCCGCAACUCAUUCCCUGCACCCACAUUCAUGCGUGGUGAAUCAAUAGAUCUAAGCCAGCGGCAAGGUGCGCGAUCACCGGUGCGCGCGCAAAACUCAGGCACAGGACGCUAUACGAACGGUGCCAUGUCGCUACCGCCCAUCCUCAAAGCAAACUCGGUUCUCCCCGCACGGUUUAAUCGCUCACCCAUUGAUCCCAUUGCUGAACUUAGCUCUGAAAACAUAAAUCAAACUGUCAACACAAGCUUACAUCACGAGGGGAUGAGAGAAGAGACGCCGGCAGAAUCCUUGCCACCUCCAGCCCUCACGUUUGCGGGGACAGCUACUAGCACAGUGCGCAUCGGCGACAUGCCCCGUACUAUCCCACUUAGUCCGACAAAAUCAGCAAGCAAUGGAACUAGUGCUGCGUCUACCCCGAAAUUAUCUUCUGUAACACUUGCACGCUCAAGUUCAUCUCCGAUGACGCCGUUACAACCAAUUUCCACCGGUACACGCUAUGGCGUAGCAUUUGGUGGCGGUGGCACUCCUGUAAAGGCCUUUUCUGCGGGCGCAACUCCGAUGUGUCCGCGGUGUGGGAAGAAUGUUUAUUUCGCUGAACAGAUGAAGGCCAUAGGAAAGACUUGGCACAAAGGAUGUUUAAGGUGCAAGGAGUGUAAUGCCCUGUUAGAUUCGACUAGAUUAACCGAGAAAGACGGAGAUCCCCUUUGCCAUCGAUGCUACUCAAAGCUGCACGGCCCAGCAGGAAAUGGCUAUGCUUUGCUCGGCAAGGCUGGUGGUUAGACAUGUAUGUCGACGAUUCGACACCCCUAUCACCUGAUUGCACGAUUAGUACCAAAUCUCACUUAUGUGAAUGGACGCUAUGUAUUUCCCUUUGCUGUUUUCUUGAUUUUGACAAGCUGUUGUUUUCCGACGAGUUACUACUGUACUGCCACUCAUUUUCAAUUGAUAGUGUAUCAAUACCUUCCACUCUCUCCGCUAGUAUCCGCUUUCACAUCCAUUCGUCCAUAGAUUGCUCAAUGCUGCCAAUAGUCAAGCUUGCAG